AUGGCACCGCUCAAGACAGGCAUCACUCGCGCCCUGCGAUCGAAAGUUGCCGGGCAAAGCCAACUCAUCCAGCGCGGGAUCGCUGCAACCGCAAAAACAAGCAACUGGACCAACUCCACAACAUCAACAAAUAGAAAGCCGUCCUCGACACCUUUUCCACUUUCAGAUUUUCCACGAGGCACACCGCUACGAAACAUCCCUCCACCUCAACCCCGCAUCGCCCACCACAACACCAACACAUUUACGACGCUCCUCAACGACAUCACUCACUCUCUCACAACAACGCCCUCUCCACACCUCCCAACUCUACACAACCUUCUUCACUCCUACACCUCAGAACCCUCCCAUUGGUCAAAAUUCGCACACGCCAAUCCCGAAAAACAAUACACCCGCAACCUCGUCUGCGAAGUGCCCGGGAUCUUCAACCUCCUCCUCCUCGUCUGGACACCCGGCAAAGCCUCGCCAAUUCACGACCACGCUGACGCGCACUGCCUGAUGAAAGUCCUCCACGGGUCCAUCCGCGAACGCCGCUUCGCAAUCCCUUUCAACCCUGGCACCGGACCCUUGCAGGACACUGGACCCUUGCAGGAAACGUCCAGCCUAUCCUUCGGGCCGAAUAAAGUCACGUACAUGGCUGAUGCGCUCGGCCUACACUCGAUUGAAAACCCGAGCCCGACGGAGUUUGCGGUUAGCUUGCAUCUUUACACGCCGCCGAAUGCUGCGAUGAGGGGGUGUCAUCUUUUUGAGGUGGAGAGUGGGCAGAGGAGGCACGUGAUGCAGGGGGCUUAUGAUUCUGUGGGUGGUAUGGUGCCGCCGAAUGCGCAGUAA
This is a messenger RNA of Hyaloscypha bicolor E, 828 nucleotides long. Its product is annotated as cysteine dioxygenase type I. Bases 1 to 828 code for a protein of 275 amino acids. Gene Ontology annotation, molecular function: cysteine dioxygenase activity; ferrous iron binding. NCBI's taxonomy places the organism in Eukaryota, Fungi, Ascomycota, Leotiomycetes, Helotiales, Hyaloscyphaceae. The record is from RefSeq and is a predicted model, not a curated record. Gene Ontology annotation, biological process: L-cysteine catabolic process. The transcript has 2 exons.